This is a messenger RNA of Chara braunii, 1235 nucleotides long. NCBI's taxonomy places the organism in Eukaryota, Viridiplantae, Streptophyta, Charophyceae, Charales, Characeae. The record is from the annotation of a GenBank genome assembly.
CCGCGUUCGGGACCGCCGAAGUCUCCCAAAGGAAAGAAGGACCCCACCUCACAGCCUGAGAAACCGCAGAGAAGAGAGAAGAUUAAAAUGAAAUUGCCUUUUACUUUUUGUAAUAAGAAGGACGAAAACUUGCUUCUAUGGAUAGUUAAGAUCCAAACAUAUGUUGGAACAGCCCCUGUCGAGGAGCCAUUCCAGGUUGCUUUCUCAACGUCUUGCUUGGGAGGGGAAGCUAAAGAAUGGGUACUGGCGGAAGCUAAUGCCGCCAGAUUUGAAGAUAUUGGUGAGUGGGCUGGAACGCUGACCUUGAAACAGUUCCUUGCCAAGAUCAAGGAACGUUUCUUGGACAAGACUACGGCCGAUAAGGCCUUUGACCAACUUACCUCGAUUGGUCAAAAGCAUUGGACCUCAGUAGAGUCUUUGUCACGGGAAGUCGACCGGUUGCUGCAGGUUCCAGGAUUGAACCUGCAAGACAACCAAAUCCUGUAUAUCUACUCCCGUGCUUUGCCUGGGCCUAUUCGAGGACAGCUUGUGGCAAAAUCCAAAUCAGGUAAGUAUAAGUACAGGCAAUUUCGGGAUUUGGCUCUCCAACGAGAGCAAAUGACAUCUCAGGUCAAGAACACUUAUGCAUCUGUGGUGAAGCAUGGUGGUGGUGGUGGUGGUGGUGUAGGUUAUAGAAAGCGUGUACUUUGGCGUCAGAAGCGCCAGGACCACACCCUUGUCGUCUUUGACGACGAAACUGUGGAAAGGUGGCCAUUGGAGGCCGAGGGUGUGGGAAACAGCAGUGAUUCCGCGAAGGGGGAAGUCACUGCUGCCGUGGUCAACAAGGGAGGACCACGACCGCCAGGAAAGAAGAAGAGACCACGCUCCUUUCCCGAGCAUCCCGGCAUUGCGGCAGGGAAACCUUAGGAGAAAAUGGGAAUAACACAGGACACGUGGCAAGAAAGACUGAACAAUGCGCACUGUCUGAAGUGUGGCGUUGCUGGGCACGUAAUUGCGUGGUGCCCACUCAUUCGAAAUAAGAACCUAAAAGGGAGCAGCCAGUAGGAGUAGCAUCUGCUCCUACUGAGUCUAAGGGUUUGGACCAGGUUGAAGGUACUAACCCUUCCAACCCUUCGACUCACACGGCAGAGGAUGGUUCUUCUUCGGCCCAUCGUCCAGAACACCCUGAAACUGUCUUAUGUUCUGUCUCUCUGGACGACUCUCUUGAUGAGCUUGGUAACGAGUUGCUAGCAUUA